UUCGAGUGCAUAUUCUGAGAUGGCGGAGAGAGAGAGGGAGGCGGUUUCCGCCUCCCUUAGCCGCCUGCUGAGAACCUUGAGCUCGGCUUCGAUGAGCAGACGCCGUUGUCCCCUCGCCCUCCUGCAGCCUCUGCCCGUGCGUCAGAGCGAGAUGGCUAGCGUGGAGAGUGCGGAGAGAUGCUGCAGCAGCUGCAGCGAGGAUAGCAACAACAAUGGGCGCUCCAAGAGCGAAGAGAGGGAGACCGAGGCAGAGCUGGAAGCUGGCGAGGGGGGUGGCGAAGAAGAAGGAGAGGGAGAGGGAGAUGGAGAUGGGAUGCUGGAAUCCAAAUCCAAGGAGGAGCAGCAGGAGGCGGGAGAGGAGGAUGAGCUGGAGCUCAAGAGAGACGGUACCGUUAAUGUGAAUGUGGUGAGAGCCAACUUCAAAUGCAAUGACAUGGAAUGCUCUCUGGUCCUGGGUGACUAUGUCAAUGGCUUCCUUGGCAGUUUCCUAUCGAAGGGCCUGAAGACCAAUCAGCUGGUUGUGAACACGGAUGAGAAGACCCUGCGACCGAUUGCUCGACUGAAGGAACCGCGCGAUCUCUUCGCCCUGCCGAAGGACAAGGACAAUGACUGCUCACAGCAGGCCCCCAGAUGGCCGGUGGAAUGUCAGGUCAUCGAGGAGCGCAUCACACACAUUCCGUACGUGCCCGCUACGCCGGAGCCCCUCAAUGCUCCGACCGGAAACGAGCUAAAGCCACGGCCUGUGGGCGAGGAGAAUGGCAUCGUAGUGUUCAGUUACAGUCCAAUUAGCGCCGUCAACUACGAAAAGCCCAAGGCAAAGAAGGAGGAGGAUGAGUCCAGCGACGAAUCGGACUAUUCCUCGGAUUCCCGCCAGGACUCCACGCCCCCCAGCAGGGCCACGCCCAUGCGACUGGCGGGGGGCGGUGGCUGUGCCCGCGGCAAACUGAACAGCGUGUCCAAGAUGAUCAACAACGUGGACAAUCGAUCCACGAGUGCGUCCCUAGACGACAACGAUGACUACUACGAUGAUGAGUACGAUACCUCCGGCGGUCACGGUGAGGCCAAGGAGAAGGCCAUCAUUAAGGAUCUCAUCGAAGCGAAGAAGAAACGCUAUCAGGAACAGGCAGCGGUGGUCACUCCUGGCGGCGGUGGUACGGCCCGAAAUUCGAGAGCAGCCAGCCGUUCGGAGGCGAGCAAGGAUCCCAGCGAUAUUGAUGAUAUCUGGAAGAACAACACCAGCGAAUACAAGCCCGCUUCGCCGCGCUAUGUCCUCAGUCAGUUCGGAAAGAAUGUGGCCAAGGCGAUGAUCGACCGGAUCGUAGACUGUGAUGAUCCCUCACUGGUCCCCGCCUCGGGAUCCCAAAAGGUAUCGAACAAAUACGCCGUUGCCCCCGUCAAGUUGCCCAAAACGAAUAUAGCCCGCUUAGAGGUGGCCUUCGAGCGAAGUGCCCGCCAGAAUCGAUCCGCAGCUGUGGCACCCAAGUCGCGUUCCGGAAAGGGGAUUAGCAAGGGUGCGGUGGUGAAAAGGGAAAUGGCCAACGAUCGUCAUCGUCAUGGAGAUAGUACCUCCUCCGAAGAAACCAGUAGUUCGGGUGUGGGCGAAGAAGAAGAGGAAUCCGAAUCGGAAUCGGAAAAUUCGGGCAGUGGCGAUGGUUUGCACCGAAUUUUGGGUAGCAAUUCGGCCCGGCUAGCUGGUGGCGCCGAGAAGCGUCCGUGUCCCAGUUCCGGAUCGGUAUCGGAUACCGAAACUUUGGUGGGAGACGAGAGCAGGAGCAGACUGGCUGGCUCUGGUAGUCAGCAGCAGGAUAACAGUCGUAUCAAGAGCCGCCAGUCGCCCCCUUUACGAGCGAUACCCCACACCCAUGCGGCCACAGUGGCAGCAGCGGCGGCGUCGGCAGCGGCGCUCGCCAGAGGUCGCCAUCGCGACAAGGACGGUUGUCUAGGCGGCAAGGACGAAUCGGCCAGGGGAGGUGGCUAUGACAUGCCAAUGGGAAUGGGAGCGGGCACUACCACUGGCACCUCGAUGGGCACUCGCACCUCGUCCCCGGUCGGGAAUAACGUCUUCCGGCUGAGCAGGGAUCAGCAGCUGCUGCUGAAUUCAACAGCCAGCCAGGAGACGACCGGCACCCUUAACUCCUUUGCAAGUACUAACCAGACGACGACGACCACUUCGUCGCAAUCCUUUCUGUGCUCCGAUUUAACCCAAGCACAGUUUAGCCGAUCGGCCGUCGGUGGGGCCCGUUUCGUGACCAACUGCCAUCCAAUGAAUCCGGAGGAGUACGAUGGCCUGGAGUUCGAAUCGCGCUUCGAGAGCGGCAACCUGGCCAAGGCGGUCCAAAUCACGCCCACCUACUACGAGCUCUACCUGCGACCCGAUCUCUACACCAGCCGCUCGAAGCAGUGGUUUUACUUUCGUGUGCGACGCACCAGGCGCAAGAUGCUGUACCGCUUCUCGAUUGUCAAUCUGGUCAAGUCGGACAGCCUCUACAACGACGGGAUGCAGCCAGUUAUGUACUCCACGCUGGGCGCCAAGGAGAAGAGCGAGGGCUGGCGGAGAUGCGGGGCCAACAUCUGCUACUACCGGAAUGACGAUGAAAGUGCCAGCAAUAGCGCCAACGAGGACGACGAGGACAACUCGACGUACACACUGACCUUCACCAUCGAGUUCGAGCACGACGACGACACCGUGUUCUUCGCCCACAGCUAUCCGUACACCUACAGCGACCUGCAGGACUACCUCAUGGAGAUCCAGCGCCAUCCGGUCAAGUCGAAGUUCUGCAAGCUACGCCUGCUCUGCCGCACCUUGGCGGGAAAUAAUGUCUACUACCUGACCGUGACGGCACCCUCCUCCAACGAGGAGAACAUGCGGCGAAAGAAAUCGAUUGUGGUGUCGGCCCGUGUGCAUCCCAGUGAGACGCCUGCCUCGUGGAUGAUGAAGGGUCUGAUGGACUUCAUCACGGGAGACACUACGGUGGCCAAGCGGCUGCGGCAUAAGUUCAUUUUCAAGUUGGUGCCGAUGCUGAAUCCGGACGGAGUCAUUGUGGGCAACACCCGAAACUCGCUGACCGGCAAGGACCUCAACCGGCAGUAUCGCACGGUCAUCCGCGAGACAUAUCCAUCCAUUUGGUAUACCAAAGCCAUGAUUAGAAGACUGAUUGAGGAAUGCGGCGUGGCCAUGUACUGUGAUAUGCACGCUCACUCACGAAAGCACAACAUAUUCAUAUAUGGCUGUGAGAACAAACGCAACCCGGAGAAGAAGCUAACCGAGCAGGUCUUUCCGCUGAUGUUGCACAAGAACAGUGCGGAUCGGUUCUCCUUCGAGAGCUGCAAGUUCAAGAUCCAGCGCAGCAAGGAGGGCACCGGGCGUAUCGUGGUCUGGAUGCUGGGCAUCACCAACAGCUAUACGAUCGAGGCCUCCUUCGGUGGAUCCUCGUUGGGAUCGCGCAAGGGGACGCACUUCAACACGCAGGAUUACGAGCACAUGGGACGAGCAUUUUGUGAGACACUUUUGGACUACUGCGAUGAGAAUCCGAACAAAGUAAAGCGGCACGCAAAGUUGUUUAAACAAAUCAAAAAGAUAAGAAAACGCGAGAAACGCGAACAGAAAGCAUUGAAAUUACAGAAAAUGGCCGAUCAGAUUUUAAAUUUACUCAAACAACAGGACAGGCUACGAUCCAAAAUUAUCGAAAGACUGAUGCGAGAAGGCUCCAGUGCCGAUGAGCCAUUAAAUAUCCCUCUGUCGGAUUACUCAAGCGACGAGGGCAACUGCAGCUCGAGUUCGGAUAAUGAGGGCAAGCACUCGAUAACUGCCUCCGAUCUGGAGGGACCCUGUUGUGCCCCCACCCGAGCACCGCCCAGUUCGCCGGAGGUGAUCCACGAGAUCCGAAAGUUCCGCAUGCGACGCAUGCGCAAAGUGAUGCACGAGCUGGACAGGAUCUACUUUACGCCGCUGUUUCAGCGCAAAUUCAAAACACUGACCACCUUGAAACGGAGGCGUCACAAAAUGGGUCCUGUCAAGACGACUCCGACUGGGAAACGUCUGCGAGGAGGAGGAGCUGCUGGUGGUGGCACCACCAUUGGUGAUACCACUUCCGUGGCCACCAGUCAAACCGCAGCUUCAAUCAUAGAGACCAGUGCGACCCAACAGCCGAAUCCGGGUAGGCAGUUGGCCAGAAAGCCACCGGUAAAGAGAGGAGGCCAGCCGCCAGGAGCUCAGAGUUCCGAUAGUACCGAUAGCAUGGAUUCCUCGCAAUCUGAAUCCCAACGGGAUCCCGACUGCUCCAGUGCCAGCACCGGAAUCGGAUCAGCAAUUGGAUCAGGCACCGGAACAGGGACAGGAACCGGAACCGGAAAAGAGAGCGCCCGAAAGGUCAAGACAACCGGUGGCGGGGCCAAGAAAACGGGCAAAAAGAAAAAGUUUAUGCCCACGGAGAAAAGGAAGCCGGUGGUCAAUCAGAAAUUGCACGUAGAUCGAAAUUUCCGGCUGUGGCUGGCCAACCGGCGCAUCUACAUCUACCGCCGAAAGAAGUCCACGCAGGCGCGUCGCACCAAGGUGAGAAACAAGCCACCGAAGAAGCGCGGCGAGGUGGUGCGCACCACUCUGGACCUGCCCACGACGGAUCCCGGCUCGGAUCUGCACUUCUCCACCGACGACGAGGAGCACUCGCCGACGACCGGACAAAAUGGCUAUGGGGCAGUGGCUCCGCUUCGGCACACGCUGCUCCAGAGCGAUCUGCAGAGGCGGUACAUUGAGGAAAUUGGCGAUACGGUGGUCCAGAAACCGAAGGCGGCCCACAUGCCGCCAGAACUGAUCGUGACCACGCCCUCGAAGAGCGGCACUCCCGGUGGUGGCAAGAAGUUGGAUGUCUACAAGCUGACACCCCGCACUGCCCCCGAACUGGACACGGGUGGCCAUCACAUUGGCAUGAUGCAACGUCAGGCGGGCGGAACUGGGACAUCCGCCAGACGCACCUACUCGUGGCACAACCUCGAUCAGCAGGACAUACCCAGUGGGAGCCAUGGUGGUCAGGGCAAGGCGGCCAACUUCUACAUGGGCGAAUCGAAGCCAGCGAUGAAGGCGAUGACCAAGCCGCCACCCAGAAGGAGUGGUGUCCCGAGCAAUUUCAUUCCCCAAAGGCAGGGCAAUGUGCAAACGGCGGAUGACCUGCAGCUCAAGCUCUCGCUGAAGAAAAAAGUCUGGACAGGAGCGCACGGUGAUGCAGAUGGGCGUCCACUGGCCUGGUACAAGGGUCACUCGAUAGCAGGAUCCCAAAUGGCCAACACCACAACGGCCAUACGAAGCGCAGGCGGUGGUGGUGGAGGAGGAGGUGGAGGUGGUGGUGGCCAGAACCGAACCAUGUUCACUUCCAGUGGCAGGGAGCCACCGACAGCUGCCUCCGGUGGCAUCGCCAUGGGCGUCCCACCCGCCUUUAUGGGCGCACCACGCAAGCCCAGAAAACUGGAGCAAGUGGAUCUGUUCAAUGCAUGUUCCCAGAAGCUUCUUCUGUGGCAGCAACAGGAGGAGCACAAGCGCUCCCAGCCUCAGCAAGCGCAACGCUUGCUGAAGGUGGAGGAUCCGCAUCAGCAGACGCUACAUUCAAGGGAUCGUGACCGUGACCGUGACCGGGAGCAGCAAGCCUUCAAGCCCAUGCAUCUCGUUAGGAAGUCGGCGGGCACGAGUCAGGCCAAGGCCAUCCAGAAUCUGGUGGCAGGCGAAUCGGGUGGCAAGGUGAAGCGCAAGUCCAGCAGCAUGAUGAAGAUCGCGGAGACCACGCAGCUGGUGACACGAUUUGCCCGGAGUCGCAACAGCGCCGGAGGAUCCGCAAUGCAGCAGGUGCAGCAGCAGCAAUACAUGCAUCAGCAGCAGCACCAGCGCAUGAUGUUCAAGGGCCAGGGUGGAGCCGGUUCCGGAUCCGUGGCCGCUCGGAUGCACUCCGCCGGAGUGAUGGGUCACAUGCAGGGCAACGGCGGCGGCGGCGGAGGACGAGCACCCAACAAAUUCAAGACCGGCGGCCUGGUGAUCACGGCCGUCCAACAGCCGGCCAAUAUGCCAGGUGGUGGCAGCUCUCGGCGGAUGAGGAAUGCGGCCGGAUUGCAGGCCAAGAGCAGCACGGGCGCCCUGGGCUCCUCCUCCGGGCAAAUGCAGUAUCAACGCAGCAAUGGCACUGUCCAGGCCAACAAAUCCUCCACUGGCAUCUCGCUGGACACCGUGAAUCUGGUGCGGAAGGUGAAGACCAAGCUGAAGAAGCGCAAAUCCCGCACUUUGUCCAACGGAGCACCCAAGUAGUGCUCCCAACAGAUCCGGCAGAUAAACCCCCCACUACUUUCGUUCAAAAUUUUAGUCGAAUUAAAUCUCCCCUCCCAUCUUUGUUACGCAAAAGACGAUAAGGAAAUGAUUAGCUAAAUUAUCUAAAUAUUUGAUAGUUCUAUAGACCCUCUCUAUAUGCAUAUAUAUGUAAUCUCGAUCUCUGUACCUACAGUUAAUCCCUAAAAUAAUGUUGAAAGUCCUAGUGUG
Molecule: messenger RNA, 6514 nt
Organism: Drosophila subpulchrella
Lineage: Eukaryota; Metazoa; Arthropoda; Insecta; Diptera; Drosophilidae
Gene: Nna1
Product: cytosolic carboxypeptidase Nna1
Exons: 16
Coding region: 20-6286 (2088 amino acids)
Biological process (GO): proteolysis
Molecular function (GO): zinc ion binding; metallocarboxypeptidase activity
Source: RefSeq, a predicted model, not a curated record